AUGCCCGCGAACACUGACCCCCCUGCACUCGACAAGGCCGACCCCGUGCUGCAGCUGCUCACGCACAACGAGGCACUGUACGUCCACCGCUACCCCGGCACGACGGCGGUGCCGGGCUCGCUCUUCGAUGCGCAGGACAGCUUCGUGACCGUCUCUCGCACGCCGCGCGAGGUGUCCGUCGUCGCGGCCAAGGGCGCGCCUGCUGCUGCGGGCAUGCCGAAUGCGGCGGAGGAGCACUGCGGCGGCCCGUGGACAGCCAUCCGCGUGCGCGGCCCGCUGGAGCACCACAUGGUCGGAGUGCUCUCCGAGAUCGCGCGUGUGCUCAAGGAGGCGUCGAUCUCGAUCUUCGCCAUCUCGACGUGGGACACAGACUACAUCCUCGUGACGAGCGACACGUUGGAGCGGGCCAAAGAGGCGCUCGCGGCCGACGGGUGGCGGUGGGCGUAG
This is a messenger RNA of Cutaneotrichosporon oleaginosum, 447 nucleotides long. RefSeq lists its product as uncharacterized. Lineage: Eukaryota; Fungi; Basidiomycota; Tremellomycetes; Trichosporonales; Trichosporonaceae. The record is from RefSeq and is a predicted model, not a curated record.